Molecule: messenger RNA, 1023 nt
Organism: Postia placenta MAD-698-R-SB12
Lineage: Eukaryota; Fungi; Basidiomycota; Agaricomycetes; Polyporales; Adustoporiaceae
Exons: 6
Coding region: 79-1023 (314 amino acids)
Source: RefSeq, a predicted model, not a curated record
CGCUGCACCUCGCUUGUGCGCAACUGUCCCUGCAGGAUGCUGGUCGUCCCUGCGUGUUAGCUCGGAUUUACCUUGAUAAUGCCCUUUCGUUAUGACCUCUCUUUCGUUCUGCUAUGUAUCAUUAGCUUCGUUGUCCGAUUCGCAGCCGCAGGCGUGCUGAGAAACUACACGAUUGGCCUCGCCGACCCCUUCGUAACGUUCUCGACAGGGUGGAACACGGCGACGUAUGCAAAAGGCGAAUAUGUGUUCGCAGAUCGUCUGGGGGACAGAGUCCUCGCGUUGCUUCCUGCCAACACUGUUGCGGUGCAUUAUGUCGGCCUCAAGCAGGAUGCAGGGGCACUCUAUGCGGCGUGCUUGAACUGUCACACAGCUGAUGGAUCACGAUUUAUGCUGGUCGAUGCGUCUGAACGCUGCGAGGAACCAACAACGGCGAUCUUGUUCUCCUUUAGCGGUCUUGAUCCCACACAGCUCCACAGCCUUGAGGUUGUGAACCUCGAAGAUCCGAUUUUUGGAUUCACUAGCCAAAUUACGUUUGGCUCAUUCAUCGUGACAGUCCUGCAAGACGAUGUGGUCCCUACUAGGCAAGGUCAAGUGGGCUGGUUGCCGGCGGGCUUACCCUCAGACGGUUCCGUGAGCAAGUCGUUAGCGUCGACCGCAACCGCCAUAAUCACAAGACGUCCGUCCGACACCUCGGCCUCCUUUACUUCUACCCUGCGGAGCUCUGUCGUUAUCACGACAGUAUCAGGUAGCGAGCCCAGCCAUGGUGACCCUCUAGGGACGUCAACGCAGACUUCGCCGGCAAGGGGCAGUUUGACAUCGGUUCUAACGUCGCUUGGGCCCUACCUCAAUGACGAUUAUGUCUUCCAUGCCAUCGGUUCUGCCUUCGUCCUCUGUUGCAUGGAGCUCCGGGAUGCUGUCCACCUUGUCGACCUCGCAGGCGAGCACUCAAGGCUCUAUCUCUACAAAUUCAGAGUCGGCACCACCUACGUCCCUUCCUUCAAGCGCAAGCGUGACUUCAGCUGA